Salvelinus namaycush (lake trout) is the source of this 897-nucleotide messenger RNA. Its product is annotated as glyoxalase domain-containing protein 4-like. Bases 1 to 897 code for a protein of 298 amino acids. The transcript has 9 exons. NCBI's taxonomy places the organism in Eukaryota, Metazoa, Chordata, Actinopteri, Salmoniformes, Salmonidae. The record is from RefSeq and is a predicted model, not a curated record.
AUGGCUUUGAGGCGAGCCUUGCAUUUCGUUUUCAAAGUGGGUGACAGAAGCAAAACGGCCACCUUUUACCGAGAUGUGCUAGGCAUGAAGAUUUUGCGUCAUGAAGAGUUUGAAGAGGGAUGCAAGGCCACUUGUAAUGGCCCUUAUGAUGGAAAAUGGAGCAAGACAAUGGUCGGCUUUGGUCCAGAGGAUGAUCACUUUGUGGCUGAGCUGACCUACAAUUAUGGAGUGGGAGAAUAUCGCCUUGGCAAUGACUUCCUGGGUCUGACUCUGCAGUCUAGCCAGGCUGUCAGCAAUGCUAAGCGGCUUGGUUGGCCCCUCACUGAGGUUGGAGAGGCUCUCUAUCUGGUUGAGGCCCCUGGAGGUUACCACUUCUACCUGUUGGACAAAGAUCAGCCUCACAAUGAUCCUGUACAGAAGGUAUGUCUGGCAGUGUCUGACCUGCAGAAAUCAACACACUACUGGUCCUCCCUUCUGGGGAUGAAGGUGAUGGAGAGAAAUGAGGAGAAAAAGACUGUGCUGAUGGGAUUCGCAGACACUCAGUGUAAACUAGAGCUUUACAACAUUGGUGGGACAGUAGAUCAUGGGACAGCUUUCGGGAGGAUAGCAUUCUCCUGUCCACAUAAGCAGUUGCCAGAUCUUGAAGCCCUGAUGACAAAAGAAAACUAUAAAAUCCUUACUCCUUUGGUUAGCCUGGACACCCCUGGGAAGGCUACAGUAGAAGUGGUCAUUCUGGCUGAUCCAGAUGCCCAUGAGAUCUGCUUUGUGGGAGAUGAGGCAUUCAGACAACUCUCCCAUAUGGACCCCAGUGGAAAUGCGUUGCUGGAUAAGGCUAUGGCUGAGGAUAAAAGUGAUGAGUGGUUUGCCAAGCACAACAAGCAGAAGGCUUCAGCGUAA